AUGUCACUAAAUCUUCCAAUCAUUUCUGGCCUCUUGCCGGAAGGAAAGAAUGCGUUGAUACCUCGAACGUCCAAUCUGGUGCCGGACUACGUAUCAUUUGUUGUGAGUUGGCUAUACGAUAAGGAUGUGGGCGACGUAGAAACGCAUUGGACAGGAUUGAACAAAGAACCGUUAUCGAUGACAUCUGUCAGUCGUGUCCGAUUCGAUGCCACUUGUCGCAUUUGUCUGCAAAAAUAUCGCAUACAAGCACUGAAUGUAUGCGAAAGCAGUGCAGCUACAUGA
Messenger RNA from Gongylonema pulchrum, 282 nucleotides. The record is from the annotation of a GenBank genome assembly. Lineage: Eukaryota; Metazoa; Nematoda; Chromadorea; Rhabditida; Gongylonematidae.